GAAAACAAACAAAAAACACAAGUACCGUGGUCUGCGCAAAGUUGAACGGACUACAUCCUCUGGUGCCUGUUCAACAUGCUGAAAGUUGUAUCCUGUGCGAGUGGCCGAUGGGCAGUUUUUACGGGACAUACCGGCUAUCGGCCCCAAUUUUCGGCUAAAAUCCACCUGGCGAGCGGUGCAUCAUGUCAGAAAUCAGACUUGAGAUUCUCUCGCACAGAUAUACCAGAGAUGCCUUCUUGCAGUUUCACUCCAGAGGAAUAUAAGGGAAUGUCAAAAGCAAGAAUGAUAGAGGUCCGCAAACAGAACUGCAACCCCAUGACCAUGAAAGUUACAUACUACAAGAAACCAGUGUUCAUCCAUCAGGGGUACAUGCAGUAUCUGUGGGAUGUGGAUGGGACCAGAUAUCUGGAUCUGUUUGCUGGUGUGGCCACUGUCAGUGUGGGCCACUGCCACCCGAAGGUAACUGCUGCUGCUGAAAAACAGCUGAAAAAACUUUGGCAUACUACUUUCAUUUACGUCUACCCUACUCUCCAAGAGUACUGCGAGAAACUUGCCUCCUUUUUGCCUGAUCCUCUUAAGGUGGUUUUUCUGACAAACAGCGGCUCUGAAGCAAACGACCUUGCGAUGUUCAUGGCUCGUCUCUACACUGGAAAUUUUGACAUAAUCACUUUCAGAGGAUCAUAUCAUGGUGGCAGCCCGAUGGCCAUGGGUCUGACAUCCAAUGCAGCGUACAAAUACCCUGUUGCCAACGGUUUAGGUUGUACAAAUACGAUGUGUCCGGAUGUGUUCAGAGGUCCUUGGGGAGGAAGGCACUGCAGGGACUCACCUGUGCAGACUACCAGAGACUGUAGCUGUGCUCAAGGUCACUGCGCAGCGAAUGAGCAAUACAUCAGACAACUUAAAGAGACAUUAGCUACAAGCGUCCCUCCUAGAAUUGCUGCUUUCUUCGCAGAACCUAUUCAGGGAGUUGGAGGAGCUGUUCAGUAUCCUAAAAACUACCUCAAGGACGCUUUCAAGCUUGUAAGAGAGAGAGGAGGGAUCUGCAUUGCUGAUGAGGUUCAAACUGGAUUUGGACGAACUGGAAGCCACUUCUGGGGUUUCCAAGGACAUGAUGUCAUCCCUGACAUGGUUACAAUGGCAAAGGGCAUUGGUAAUGGAUUCCCUAUGGGAGCUGUUGUUACAACACCAGAAAUUGCUAAUUCUUUUACCAAGGGAGUGCAUUUUAACACCUUUGGUGGAAAUCCUGUGGCCUGUGCCGUUGCUUCAGCAGUGCUUGAUACAAUCAUAGAGGACGGCACACAGAAGAACAGUCUUGAUGUGGGCACCUAUCUGAUGACAGAGCUGGCAAAACUUCGAGACAAGUAUGAAAUCAUUGGCGACGUCCGUGGAAAAGGGCUUCAGAUCGGUGUGGAAAUGGUCAAAGACAAGACCAGCAGAGAUCCACUGCCUCCUGAAGACUUUGCCGAGAUCUUUGAGGAUGUUAAAGAUAUGGGAGUCCUCAUAGGCAAAGGAGGAGUUUAUGGACAGAUCUUCCGCAUCAAACCCCCCAUGUGCAUCACAAAGGAAGAUGCAGAUUUCUUCCUGGCGGUUUUUAACAAAUCUGUCCACAACUACAUGGAGAAAAGAUGAAAGUUUGAUAAAAGGUCAGAUGACUCAGAGGCGAGCCCAGAACCACAAAAAAAAACCAACUAAAAAAGCGAAUAAUCUUUUUAUCCUUAAUAAUGGUUCAAAUAUUACUCUUUGGUACUUCUAAAUUUUGUAGCCCCUAAAACGGGAACAUUUUAAAAGCUACUGUUAAGCUCUUAAUACACUAAAUGUUCUGUACUAAACAUAUAAAUAUAUUUUUCACUGACUAUACAUUAUAUACAUUCUGCUUUCAAUGAAGUCUUUUGUUGAAUCUGUCAUACUAAAUGUCAAAAAAUAAAUUUAGAAUAAAGACUCUGGCUUUUAAUCGGAUUAGUUUACAAUUUUUUUAUCUUAACAUUUUUCAUUUGUGAUCAAUUCAAUUUCUUUAGAUAACACAAUGUAUCUUUGCGUUAUUAAAAAAUGAGAUUUUAUUUAAAUAAUCUAAGAUUGGUGCAAAAAUUUUAUUUUGGUUGUAUCAGGAAUACAAUUCAAAUAUUGCAGCAGCACAUCCUUUGCAGACAGUUUUUAAUUAGAUUGUCAAAAUGGAAUCUGGUAAAACCAGAUUCUUGUGGAAAACUUGUUUUAGUGUCUGGUUACUUGUACUGGAGAUCUUUUGGAGCAUUUAAAAUAUCACUUAAAAGAUAUGCAGUGUGUGCAUCAAGUCAAUAAGUUACAUUGGAGAAGGACACAAUUAACAGUAACCUCACUGGGAAAAAUGGGAGUGUUAUUGUAAAAUUCUUUCACAAAAUGGAGGGUGUAAAAAUGAUUCAAGGGCUGAAUAAUCAUUUUGGUUUUUAUUUUUAUUUCAAGUUUUGUUUCAUAAUAACCCUUUGAAAAGUAAUACCUGUUCUGUGAUGUGUAUAUUAUUAAAAAAAAAUCUACAAAAAUCAAUUUUAAUUUCAGACCGUAAGGUAAGAAAAAACAGAAAAGAUACCAUUGAACAUGGAUAAUUAAAAAAAACACUGUGAAUAGCAUUUACACACGAGUCCACCUUUAAAUACAAUUUAGUUGGAAGCAGCAUUAUACUUUAUGUUUUGAAGUGUUUAUCAGUCCUGAAUGUCUGUCUUUUUAAAAAUAAUGAUGCAAACGGAAUGAUAGUCUUUCUUCAGAAAAGACUAAUUCAUAGCCACUAGUUCAAGGUAAUGAAAGAAGUGUCACAUGACACAUUAACAAAGGACAAUAAUAACAUUUCUGAUCAUACACCAGGACCAAUCUGAACUGGAUUGAAAAAUUUGAGAAAUUGGCAGUUGUUUGAUUAUAUGUACAUGUAUACAUCAUAUAUACAGCACUAUUCAUACAUUUACCCAUGUGAUGCUCUUGUAUACAAACUGAUUGGUGAGACAAGUGAUGGUGACAAUCUGAAGCCUGAAGCUACUGAUGAGUGUCAGACAGUUGAAGGAGAACAGCUGAAUUUGCUGAGGGCAAAUUUUGAAUUUGACUUAGAUUUUGUAAUUAUGCAUUACGUAAUGUGUGUCUAUUUUGUAAAAUCCCAAUUAAACUUGAUUUUUUUGUAUACCUCA
Molecule: messenger RNA, 3146 nt
Organism: Xiphophorus maculatus (southern platyfish)
Lineage: Eukaryota; Metazoa; Chordata; Actinopteri; Cyprinodontiformes; Poeciliidae
Gene: agxt2
Product: alanine--glyoxylate aminotransferase 2
Exons: 14
Coding region: 76-1629 (517 amino acids)
Biological process (GO): glyoxylate catabolic process
Cellular component (GO): mitochondrion
Molecular function (GO): pyridoxal phosphate binding; L-alanine:glyoxylate transaminase activity
Source: RefSeq, a predicted model, not a curated record